CUACAAACCCUUUUUUUUUUUUUGUCCCUUUGUGACCCAUAUCAUCUUCAUCAGAGCCUUUGGCCUCUCUUCUUUUUUUGCCCCCUUCGCUCCCUCCCUCUUCUUCUUCUUCAUACGUUACGUUUUUAUUUAUUUAUUUGGGGCGGUCCAUUCCAUUCUUUGAUUGCUCCGGCGUAUUAAAAAUUGCAUUUUGAAAUGUCUUCUUCUUCUCCUCCUCUUCUUCCGCCUCUUCCCUCUUCAUCGUCAUCUUCCAGCCAGGGCAACGACGGUGGUUUAGACGAAUACGAAGGGCCGUCGAGGUCCCGGCCACGUGGCGCCGUGAAUGAAGUGUGGCCGGAGCCCUUCUUGGAAGCACUCGCUACCCACGUGGCCACGGACGCCGCUCUCUUUGCCGGACGCCUCGCCGCCGCUCAGGCCCUCGCUAAUGUCUUUCAGGUGUGCUCCACGUGGCAAGCAAUUUCCCACUCCGACCUCCUCUGGCAGCGACUCACCCACCGGAUAUGGCACCGCCGCCACCUCCUACACCGCACCUGGCGGCAAGAAUACAUGUACCGCCACCGAACCGCCCGAAACUUCCGGAUCCGCCGAUCCGUUCACUUCAACCUCCGGUUCGACGUGGAAGACCCCACCGACCCGAACGCCCUCUCCUGCCGCUGCCUGGCCAUCUCCGACCACCACCUCGCCGCCGGCUUCGCGGACGGAGCCGUCCGGGUCUUCUCGCUCCGGACCCGGCUCCACUCCCGGACCUUCCGCCCGCUGUACCGCGACCGCCUGGGGCCCUUCUCCCGAGCGGUUUCGGGCAUCGUCCUGUCCGGGUCCGCCCGGCUGGUGUUCGCCACGCUGGACGGAGACAUCCACGUGGCGAGCCUGAACAACAACAACAACAACGGGCCGCGGAGGGCGCGCGUGGGCGACGUGCUGAACGACGGGGCGCUGGUGGACUUCGCCGGGUGCGGGCAGUGGUGGGUGGGGCUGUACGCGGGCGUCCCCGGGCGGGCAUUCCACAUAUGGAACGGGCAGAGCGAGGAGCUGACCUUCGUGGGCGGGUCGCUGACCGACGCGCAGGCCGUGGCCGGGUGGCGCACGCUGACCGAGUCGACCGAGGCGGUGGGGCGGGUGAGGGUGAGCCGUGGGGGCGAGUCGGCGGUGGCGUGCACAGGGUCGCGGGUGAUGGUGCUGGACCUGCGGAACCAAGGGGUGAUUUUGGGGGAGGAGGAGUACGGGAGCGGGGUGGUGGUGGGGUGCACGGAGGUGUGGCGGGAGGCGUACCUUAGCGUGGACGGGAGUGGGGUGGCUAGCGUGCGCAGGAUGGAGGAGAUCGUGUGCGGGUUCGGAGUGGGAGGGGCGGCGAUGAUGGGUUGCCUGAACGGAGGGUGCGCGGUGAUUUGCGGCGGCGGGGUGGUGAGGGUGUGGGGCAUUGAGAGGAGGGAAGGGGAGUAUCUCUAUAGGUUCGGGGAGAGGGUUCAAGGGGAGAUCAAGGCGAUGGUGGCGGACGACAGGCACGUCGCGCUGGCUGCCGGAGACGGCGCCGGGAUACAUUUGUGGGAUUUUGGCGCGGCGGAGGAGGAGUAAGAGGUAAUUAAGAAAAGAGUUUAAUACUAAUUUAAUAUAUAAUAAUAAUAUAUUAUGGGGACGGACCAUUUUCACUAGCUAGGGAUUGGAAUUGGAUUGGAAGAAUCAGAGGCGUGUGAAGGUUGAAAUUACAAGGGAGGGCGUGUGACGAGACGAGAGAGACGACGUGAUGCGCUUUUUUGGGUGGAAAUUGGCUAAUAAUUUUUAGGGUUCUACUCUACAUGAUUGGAAAUUGGGUUUUUUUUCUUUCUUUUCGGGGAUCAGCAAUUCAAUUCAAGAGGGUAUUUUUAAUUACUGAUUGCUGUUGUACACUUGUAAUUAAUUUCUCUUCUUCCGCUUGGUUCAGUUGGUUUCGACUUUCGAGGAAGUUGAGUCUCACCCUCAAACCAAUGCUAUUGAUUUUUGGGGAAGGGGGUCAAUUUAUUUUUUUUGAUAGAUGCACUACCUAUCUUGUUUGACCUUUUUCUAUGUCAUCAGCUGGAGAAGGAGAAGAAGAACAACUAGGCUACGCUUCUUGACAUCUUGCUUUGAUUUGACGAGCUAGUCAUCGUCAUGUUCAUUGCCACCAUCUCAAAUUCAAAUAGUAGGGAACGGCUACGGUGCUAAUUGUACAAUAGUUAGCACCGUCCUAACCAAGAGAAAAACUACUCCUAGUUUGAAUUAGUAGUGAUUUAGCUUAGAUGUUGUAUUGAUUUUAUAAUAAUCCGUAGUGAUUUCG
This is a messenger RNA of Linum trigynum, 2290 nucleotides long. NCBI's taxonomy places the organism in Eukaryota, Viridiplantae, Streptophyta, Magnoliopsida, Malpighiales, Linaceae. The record is from the annotation of a GenBank genome assembly.